Messenger RNA from Cydia splendana, 3777 nucleotides. RefSeq lists its product as uncharacterized. NCBI's taxonomy places the organism in Eukaryota, Metazoa, Arthropoda, Insecta, Lepidoptera, Tortricidae. The coding region runs from base 1642 to 3672 and encodes 676 amino acids. The transcript has 2 exons. The record is from RefSeq and is a predicted model, not a curated record.
UAAUGUAGUUGGAAAUUAAUUUAUAGUAAACAUACGUUGUAUUUGCGUUUUUUGAUUGCGUGGACGUAGUUAUGGUAAGUUGUCUGAAUAAGGGACCGUUUUAAAGGCUUUCUGUGAUAAAAAUAAAGUCCAUAAGGGAAUAAAUGUGAAGCCUGGAGAGCUGAAUAAAACAGACGCGUUAUUCUAUAUUGACAGACGCAUAGCCUAAACCAUUAAAGAGCUGCACUAAAAAAGGUUUCUUGGAAAUGCAACCCCUAUGAUAAUGAAGGCGGAGGGUACUUGUCCCUGUGGGGCGCAGCGCAGGUCUAUUGAAAAGGAAACGGCAAUAUUUAACUUAACUAAGACUAUAUUUCCACUUCCAAAUGAUGUGAUUUGAACCAGGCAAAGGUUACCGUUAAACUGCCAACUUCAACAUUUUGUCACUCUACCUACAUAUUUCUAGAUGUACGGUAUCGUACAGUCGGACGCCUGUUAAAAAUAUUAUGAAGAUAAAAUCACAGAAUAAGUACUUAAUAGCAUGGUAUAAUAAUAUACUCCGCCUGGUACUCUAUUCCGAGAUUCGCGUAUGACCUAACUGACACAGGCCUACGUCAUCAUGCUGUUUACAGGUUCUCAAACUUUAAAAUGUGGGAGAAUUUUAACCAACGGUGAAAAAUAUUUUAACGGCAUUAAUUUUAAGUUAUUCAUGUAGAAACAUAGUAAAAUAAAACAAGUCUAAUGUAAUAAAUUAAACUUUAUUUAUCUAUACAAGACAAACGUUUAAAAAACUAAUUCACAGUUACACAUUAAUUACCAAGCUUACGACGUGAAAAGUUUGGAAAACACUGCGACUGCUGACACUGAGCGAGAAGGAAAUAACAAUUAACACGCGUUUGACAAGGAUGACGGUCAGGGCAUGAAGUUAUCUAGAUCCGAAUUGUCAAAUGUGACAGCGCUAUCCUGUGUUGCCAGUAAUGUAAACAGAAUUACCCGAACGUCUGAAAUUUCUUUCGUGAAUCGGAAGAUAUUGCUAACGAAUAAUUAAAAAUGACGUGUUAUUGUAAAAUUUAAGAUAAAAUACAUUAUAAAUGAAAAUUAUAAAAUUAUAAAGAAAUAUUUUAACUUAUUAACCAUAUCGCCUAGCAACGGUCAAACACGGUCCGGAAGAUUUUACCGAGAUAUUUUUAUUUUUAUAUCAAUUUUUCAUAAUACCCUGAUUAACCAAAGCUACAUAGCAGAAGGAAACGAACAUCAAAACCUCCGUGCUGACACCAGUGAGCCCGCAGCCCGAGCACUCAUGAUACGGCCUUGCGAAAUUUAACUGCUAUGACUGUGACAUAUGAUUGUCAAGCAUGAAAAUAUAUUUUUACACACUAUUAAUAACAGUAUCUACUAGAUGGUGGUGAUUUCGUUUCUACCGAAACCCUGUCAGCCUUGCGGUCAAAGCAUCCCUCAGCCUCUACUGCUCCGUUUUUCUUGGAUCCACCAACUGCGAUUGAAGAAUGCCUCCAAAUCGAAGAUAAGGAUAUAGUCGACGCAAUUUUCAAUUUCAAAACCGGCUCAGCGGGAGGUCUCGACGGAAUCUCACCACAACACCUUAAAGAUCUUAUAGCGCACUGUGUUGGCGAUGCCGGCAGAAAACUCAUUACAUCUUUAACCAACAUGAUAAAUCUUAUGUUGAGUGGCCGUGUACAUGCAGAUAUUGUCCCCAUUCUCUACGGAGCCAAUUUAAUUGCUCUAACGAAAAAGGACGGUGGCGUGAGACCAAUCGCAGUUGGAUCGACGUUUAGACGUUUGGCAUCUAAAAUCUCUGUUCGACACAUUAUUUCAAAAUUACAGCAUAGGUUUGAACCAGUCCAACUUGGUUGUGGUACAAAAGGUGGUUGCGAGGCGGCUGUUCACGCGCUUCGCAUAUACCUCAGCAACGACCAAUGCCAAGUUGUAUUAAAGAUUGACAUAAAAAACGCAUUUAACUCUGUGAAUAGAGACACCCUGCUGUCGGAAAUCAGGAAUAACACCCCAGAGCUUUAUAAUUACCUUCUUCAUUGUUACGCUGAUCCUUCCAAAUUAAUGUACCGCAGUCAUGAAAUUUCUUCAGAGGUUGGAUGCCAGCAGGGGGAUCCCUUGGGGCCAGCUAUUUUAGGUUUAGCAAUCAACCCCAUCAUUCAAAAUUUAUCUUCUGAUUUUAAUGUCUGGUACUUGGACGAUGGAACCUUAGGAGGCAAGUUGGAAACAGUCCUUUCGGAUCUCUCCGUCCUCAAGUCCAAGUUCGAGUCCAUAGGUCUAGAUCUGAACUGUAAUAAAUGUGAACUUUACAUUCACGAUGCGUCUCUAAACCAUUCGGACGUAACAGAGAAAUUCAAUGCUUUAACACCUAAUGUUACCACUGUCACGAGAGAUUCUCUUAGCCUACUGGGGACUCCAAUUUUUGACAAUUAUUUUUCAACUUUUAUCAGUAACUCCGUUUCUAAAUUUCAAAAUUACGCCGACCGUCUUCUAGAAAUAAGCCCCCAUUCAGCCCUCACCAUUCUUAAAUUUUGCCUUUUUGUUCCAAAGUUAAUGUAUGUGCUUCGCUGCAGUCCUUUCUGGAAACAUCAAAAUUUGCUCCUACCUAUAGACAUCAUGGUCCAGACUACCUUAGAGCGUAUUCUCAAUUUAAAGCUAUCCGAUCAAUCGUGGUUACAAGCAUCGCUACCUGUUCGAUACGGCGGGCUGGGGUUGCGCAGAAUUUCUAGCGUAUCACUGCCGGUAUUUCUAUCGUCUGUCCACAGCUCUGCUGAUCUUGUAGGAAAAAUCCUAAGGGUUUUACCCACAAACUAUGAGGUCACAGGCUUGGACGAUGCUAGAAAUGCCUGGCUGUCUGCCUGCCCGGGACAAGACCCUCCAUAUAAUCUAAAAUCACAGAGGAGCUGGGAUGACGCCUUAUCGAAAUUAACUUAUACCACAUGUUUAGAUAACAGCGAAGGAGCUGAACGCGCCCGUUUGAUCGCAGUUGGGUGUAGGGAGGCUGGCCACUGGCUCAACGCAUAUCCCUCGCCCAAUACUGGCACUCAUUUAGAUGGAAACACUCUCCGUGUGGCAGUUGGGCUGCGCCUGGGGGUUCCAAUCUGUGCACCGCAUAAAUGCCACUGUGGGAGUGAUGUGGACCAGCUGGGGCGUCAUGGUCUGUCUUGCCAGCGAAGCGCGGGGCGAUUGUCACGUCACGCCGCGCUCAAUGACAUUAUCCGUCGGUCUCUUGUCACCGUCAACGUGCCAGCGAUACUCGAGCCGACCGGUAUGGCCCGGGACGAUGGCAAGAGACCGGAUGGUAUGUCGCUGAUUCCGUGGAGGAUGGGACGAGUGUUAGUGUGGGACGCGACCUGUGUGGACACACUGGCACCGUCUCACCUUCACGGUACCACAAAGAAAGCGGGUGCCGCUGCCGAAGCUGCCGAGUCCCUCAAAAGGCGUAAAUACGGGGGUCUCGACGAUAAUUACAAAUUUAUCCCUUUCAGUGUCGAGACCCUCGGUCCGUGGGGCCCGGGAGCUCAGAGUCUUUUUACAGAUUUGUCGAAACGGCUUGUUGAGGUCUCUGGGGACAAAAGAGCUGGCAGCUUCCUCGCUCAACGCAUAAGCGUUGCGAUCCAGCGAGGAAAUGCUGCCAGCAUUCUUGGCACUAUGCCCCAGGGGCCCUCUCUAGAUAUAGAUUUUUAGGUUUUUUUUUUAGGUUUAGUUUUAGUUUUGUAGGUAGUUCUAUAUUUUUUUUAGGUAUUAGUUUUAGUUUUGUAGGUAGUUUUAAUUUUAGGUUACUUUUUAUUC